Nannospalax galili (Upper Galilee mountains blind mole rat) is the source of this 3031-nucleotide messenger RNA. It is a transcript of the gene Ascc1, whose product is annotated as activating signal cointegrator 1 complex subunit 1. The record is from RefSeq and is a predicted model, not a curated record. Bases 169 to 1239 code for a protein of 356 amino acids. Gene Ontology annotation, molecular function: RNA binding. Gene Ontology annotation, cellular component: nucleus. The transcript is spliced from 10 exons. NCBI's taxonomy places the organism in Eukaryota, Metazoa, Chordata, Mammalia, Rodentia, Spalacidae. Gene Ontology annotation, biological process: regulation of DNA-templated transcription; DNA alkylation repair.
CAGACGCUCUCUAGUUUUCCUGAAGGCCUGGCGUUUUGGUUUUCUGUUGCCUUUUAUGAUUUAGGACCUCAGCUUCUCCCCCGGUGUCACGUCAAGACACUUUUCCUUUCCCUCUCCCAAUCUCCAUGACACAAGGAGUUUGCCAGAAUAUUAUUUGGAGAGAGGGUCAUGGAGGUUCUACGCCCACAGCUUAUAACAAUUGAUGGACGGAAUUACAGGAAGAAUCCUAUUCAGGAAAAGAUUUACCAACAUGAAGAAGAUGGGGACUUCUACCAAGACUCCAUGGACUACUCUGAUGAGCCCUGUGAUGCCUAUGAGGUUGAGCAGACCCCCCAAGGAUUCCGGGCUACUGUCAGUGCCCCAAGCCUGCUCUACAAGCAUAUAGUUGGAAAGAGAGGUGAUACCAAGAAGAAAAUAGAAACAGAGACGAAAACUUCUAUUAACAUUCCUAAACCUGGACAAGAGGGGGAAAUUGUGAUCACUGGCCAGCACAGAAACGGUGUCCUUUCAGCCCGAACUCGAAUUGAUGUUCUUCUGGACACUUUUAGAAGAAGGCAGCCCUUCACUCACUUCCUUGCCUUUUUUCUCAAUGAAGUUGAAGUUCAGGAAAGAUUUCUGAAGUUCCAAGAGGAAGUGCUGGAGAAGUGCUCCAUGGAUCGUGGGGUUGACAGCUCCAUUUUCCAGAAUCCCAAAAAGCUUCACCUAACUAUUGGGAUGUUGGUGCUGUUAAGUGAGCAAGAGAUCCAGCAGACAUGUGAGAUUCUUCAGCGCUGUAAAGAGGAUUUCAUUAAUGAUCUUUCUGGAGGCAGAGCCCUGGAAGCAGAGAUGGCAGGGAUAGAAUACAUGAAUGACGAUCCUGGAAUGGUGGAUGUUCUUUAUGCCAAAGUUCACAUGAAAGAUGGCUCCAACAGGCUACAGGAGCUAGUUGAUCGAGUGCUGGAACGCUUCCAGGCAUCGGGACUGAUAGUGAAAGAGUGGAACAGUGUGAAACUGCAUGCUACGGUCAUGAACACACUAUUCAGGAAAGACCCCAAUGCCGAAGGCAGGUACAAUCUCUACACAGCAGAUGGCAAAUAUAUCUUCAAGGAAAGAGAAUCAUUUGAUGGCCGAAACAUUUUAAAGUUGUUUGAGAACUUCUACUUUGGUUCCCUGAAGCUCAAGUCCAUUCACAUCUCUCAGCGGUUCACUGUAGACAGCUUUGGAAACUACACCUCCUGUGGACAGAUUGACUUCUCCUGAGGCUGGACUUGGAAAGCACUAGAAGUGGAAGGUCCUCACAGGUGCUGGAGAAGAAAGGCUGUUCCAGUCACCAGGGAGGGCUGUGGGAAUUUGGAUGCUGCUUGUCCCGGGUGGUUCUCCUCUGACUCCCUGUUGCCUCUGAUGGUUGUCCACAGUCACCAGUGUCAGCCAAGACGCUUGUGGGUUCCUGGACAGCUUGAGCCUGUCACUCUUGGCUGUUCUUUUGGGUGCUGGGGGUAAGAAUACAUAUAAUGUAAAAUUUAUUAUUGUAACCAUUUUAGGUGUCAGGUUCAGUGUUAUUAAGCUUGGGCACAGCAUUGUGCUGCUGUUACCACUGUUCAUCUCCAUAACCUUUCAUUUUUUAAAACUGGAAACUGCAACCUUAAACAGUUUCCUCAUUCCACGGAGCCCUCAGCCCCUGACGACUCCCACUUUACUUUCUGUCCACGAUUGUGAUGCCUCAAAUAAGUAAAAGCACACAAAAUUUUGCCUUUUUGAGACCAAUUUGUUUCACUUAGCAUAAUGUCCUCAAAGUCCACCCAUGCCUCCUCAUGUGACAAGCCUUCCUUCCUUUUUAAGGAUGAGUAAUAUUCCAUUGUAUUGUAUACUACAUUCUGUUUGCCUAUCCAUCCACAACAGACACUUGGGUUGCUUCCACAUCUUGGCUCUUGUGAAUAAUGCUGGCACAAACAUGGGUGUGCAGGUGUCUCUUCCACAUCCUGCUUUCAAUUCCCUUACUAGCCAGAGUUUUAUCUUUAGCGAAAUGAUGGCUAAAAUUAUGUUGCUUGAGCUGUUCACUUUCAUCUUAAAAUUAGUUCCUAGAAAUAUUUGCUGGGGGGCUGGGAAUAUAGCUUAGUUGGUAGAGUGUUUGCCUAGCAUACAUAAAGCCUUGAGUUAGAUCCCCGGCCCAAAUGAGGGCCCAUGCCAUCACUUGGGGGAUUGAGGCAGGAGAAUAGUUCAGGGUCAUUAGCUAUAUAGAGUUCAGGGCCAACCUGGGCUACAUGAGACCCUGUUUCAAAAAAACAAAAUCAAAAAAGCUUUUGGGGUCCUGUUGCUUCCCCCUACCCCCGUCCCACUCUGGCCUUCCCACACCCUAAUGGAGUUGUGACAGCUCUUUUCUGCUUACUCUUCAGGGCAGCAGUAGAGAAGCUGGGCAUCAGGAGAGCGUGGUGGCAGGAGCAGGCGCUGACCAGUGGAGUAGGGCUGCUCCAGCCCACACUCUCCCUCCUGCUGCUCCUCCACCUCCUUGUCCUCCCUUUCCUUCUUGUUCCCUCAUUCCUUAGCUUUACCUCGAUUCCUGCUUUCUGUGAAGUCUGCUCCUGAGCUGUGUUAAGGUCAGGUCAUGGUGAGGACCAGACCUAACAACACUCAGGGAUUUAUCAGUGAGAGGGCACAGAUCAUUUGCAUAUUAAAAGAGUUCCAGAAUAACUGUGUUUUCUCUUAAUCUUGUCAGAGAGUUCUGGUUUGAGCACUGUUGUCAGCACAUUGGGGCUACAAGGCUGCCAUGCUUACUCACUGGCAUAGCUGUGCCAUUCACUUGGGACUUAACUGUUGGUGAGUCAGGGUCAGGUUUUCCUAAAAGGCCUCAACUUUUUGCUGUUGAUAUAUUUUAUUUGAGGUGUCAUCUCAUUUCAGGUUGUUAGAUGGCACACGGCCACAUUUCAUCCCCACACUGCCUCCCUAUAGCUUGUUUUCUAAGCCACUGGGUAACCUUGACCAGUGGGGGUAAAGAUAACUUCUUUUGGGUGUCAGAGAUUGAUGACUUGUGUUUGAAGGAAUUCUUAAGAGUUUU